CCCUGAGUGCCCUAACUUGGAAGGGUUUAAGAGGCAAAGCGAGAGAGAGAGGCGCGCUGUCUAGGGUUUAAGAGAGAAAGCUCCGAACCACAGGCAGAGCUUUGCGAGCCAAACUUGACGAUAGCAAUGGGCGGCUUUUGGGGAAUUGAAGUAAAACCAGGGAAACAGUAUCCUAUUGAAUUUCCAGAAGAUGAGGAAGCAAGGCUUAGGAUUACUCAGGCGACUUUAGGUCUCGGCGACUCAAAGGGGAGGAGCAUAGUUCAGUGUUCCGUUGGAGAUAAGAGUCCUAUCUUUUUGUGUUCUUUGGUACCUAAGAAGAACGAAUCGUGUCCCUUGAAUCUUGAAUUUGAGGAGGAUGGUGAGUUGGUGACCUUUUCAGUCAUUGGCAAGCAAAGCGUCCAUCUCUCUGGCUACUUUGAGACUUAUGAUGAAGGCGAAGCUGUUGGAGAAGGAUAUGAGUCAGAUUCGUCUGAGGAGGAUAUUGGUGAGUCUGGGUCACAGGAGUCAUCAGAUUAUGGUAGUGAUGACCAAUAUGAGCUAAUUGAUAGUGAUCUUGACAUGGACCGGUCUUCACCUCCUACCAAAAGUGGAGUUAUAAUUGAGGAGAUUGAGGACGAUGACAAGCCCACUAAUGGAAAGGGUCAAUCUAAACCUCUACUUGAAUUCAAUCAGUCAAAUGGCUCUGAGGACAAUACAAAAGGUGCAGGUGUCCCUGUUUUGGAAAGUGAAGAUGACGAUGGCUUUCCAAUAUCCACGAAAAACAAAACCAAUAUUGAGAAGCCUGAAUCAGCAACAGGACACAGAGAUAAAGUAACUGAGAAAACCAAGAAGAGGAAAGCAAAAGAUGGUGAUGAUGCUGCUGGAUUAAAAAGGAAGGUUGAAAAUAUUGACCAAGAUCAUCAAGAAGGGCAAAAGAAGAGUAAGAAAAAGCAGCAACUUAAAGAUGGAAGUACUGAUGAAAAGGAAAAGCAACCUGAGGUCUUGAAGAGCAAAAAUGAGCAUGGACAACUGCUAUCUAAUAAGAAAGUUGCUUUUUGCUCUUCCGUUGAACAAAAUAAUUAUGCUUGUAUACACGACAGGAGCCCUGACAUCAAAAUGGACUCUGAUCCUACUGAGAAUCAGACAGGAGAGAAAAAGAAGAAGAAGAAGAAGAAGAAGAAAUCCCAGGAGACUGAAGAAAAAACUAAUGCUGAUCAAACUGCUGCUAAUAUGGAAAAAAGCAAUGGCAAGUCAUCAUCUAAAGUGAGAACCUUUCCAAAUGGAUUGGUUAUCGAGGAGGUUUCUAUGGGUCGACCAGAUGGCAAAAGAGCUGAUCCGGGAAAGAAGGUCAGUGUUCGCUACAUUGGGAAGCUAAAGAAUGGGAAACAAUUUGACGCAAAUGUUAUAGGGCCACCGUUCAAAUUCACAUUAGGUGUAGGACAAGUUAUAUCAGGAUGGGAUGUUGGGGUUAAAGGUAUGCGCGUUGGGGACAAAAGAAGACUCACCGUUCCACCAUCAAUGGGGUAUGGACAGAGAGGUGCUCCCCCUGCGAUACCACCAAACUCAUGGCUUGUGUUUGAUGUCGAGUUGGUUGCUGUUAAUUGAUUCAGAUGCCGUCAUUCUUCCACUUUUUAAGUUUCUUUUUUCUGCUGGGCAGACCAGUCUGGAAAAAACGAGUGCAUCUGUUUCUAGUCUAUAGCUAUAUCUCUGUGAACAUCAUUUGAUGUCAGUUUUGAAGACAUGCACAUUUUGAUUAGAUUAAGAUCAGUUUGAUGAUAUUACUGAACCAUAAUUCAAGUGAUUUGACAUUAUAAAUACUUGUAUGAUGCUUAUAUUUUUAUCCUGUACCCUAGAGAAUGCAUUUGCAAA
This is a messenger RNA of Rosa chinensis, 1848 nucleotides long. Its product is annotated as peptidyl-prolyl cis-trans isomerase FKBP53. Lineage: Eukaryota; Viridiplantae; Streptophyta; Magnoliopsida; Rosales; Rosaceae. The transcript is spliced from 11 exons. The record is from RefSeq and is a predicted model, not a curated record. The coding region runs from base 127 to 1584 and encodes 485 amino acids. Gene Ontology annotation, molecular function: peptidyl-prolyl cis-trans isomerase activity.